AUGGCUGCCCAGUCCGAAGAUAGUCAACCAUCGUUCUCGGGAUAUUCCAUUCUAGUCUAUUUGAUACAAAUGCUAUCUCAUCUACUUAACGGAUACCUGACGGCUUUUUUCGUCUUCACAGGAAUCGUCCUUAACAUAUUCUCAAUUUACAUCUUCCUACGAUGUGAGCGUGGAGGUACACCAGCAAUUCAAUAUUACUUGGUAACAUUAACCAUGUGGCAGACAGCCUUGCUAGCCAAUGCGUUUCUUCUUUACUCAUUGCCACAUCUUCUGUUUGGACAUUUAGUGUCCACAGGUACCUAUGUGCAUAUCUAUCCCUACGUAUAUACUUUUGCCAACACUACUCAUACAGGAUCUGUAUGGAUUGUUCUCACAUUAACAAUUGAUAGAUAUCUGGCAUUGUGCCAGCCAUUGAAGCACAGAGCAAUCGGAAAGAAAAGUCGGGUAAAGAGGCUUAUGGUUAUAGUUUCUCUUCUGGCUGUUUUGUUCUCACUUCCACGCUUCUUCGAGGUCGAAGUUAUCACUUUCACAAACCAGCAGAAUGAAAUCAACAUCGGAAUUGAUAGAACUUCUUUGUUUGACAAUAAAAUAUAUUGGACUGUUUAUCAUAUAAUACUAGCCAUGUUGUUUGUGACGUUAUGCCCGUGCUUAUUACUAUUCGCCUUAACUUUAAGAAUAUCAUUAGCCUUGAGAACAGCAAUAGCAAAAAGAAAGUCUUUAUGUGCUCCCAAUGCUGAAGUCGACGUCAGAAGCAAGAAAUGUCAUUCAGCAAGGGUCAACUCCAAGAAAGAACAUAAAUCAAACAUUAUGUUGGUACUCGUUAUUGCCAAAUUCUUAGUGUCCGAUAUUCUGCCGACUGUGAUCGAUGUACUUGAACAUUUAGUGGGUCAACAAGCUUUCAUGAGAAGCCCUUUAGCUUCUCUUUUCGUGGACGUCAGCAAUUUUUUGAUUGUUCUGAACUGUUCCAGCAAUUUUUGGGUUUUCAUUAUAUGGGGAAAGCGAUUCAGAAAAUCUUGCCGUCAGCUUGUUCUUUCAACAGCUUGUGGCAUUUCCAUAUACAGGCUCGCCAAUUUGGGCUCUGAUCCAGAUGUCAGCUAUUGUGCUCCGUCGUCUUUCACAACCAUCCAGAAUACAACCAAAAUCUAUGGAAGUGAUGGUCGCUCCAUACGCCACAAGCAGGAAAAAAAUGAGAAUGAAAAAUCGAAUGAACGAACCAUUGUAGUUCUUCCAGUAGAAAAAACUAGGACGAAAUCAAGUUCCGAUGAUGACAAAACCCCCGGAUGGGACUUCGAGAAAGCAACUCAAUUGGAACAGCUUGAGAAGCAGAGGCUUAUACCACCUCAAUGA
Molecule: messenger RNA, 1347 nt
Organism: Auanema sp. JU1783
Lineage: Eukaryota; Metazoa; Nematoda; Chromadorea; Rhabditida; Rhabditidae
Source: the annotation of a GenBank genome assembly